AAUACAGUUAACACGAACUAAAGGCAGGGCACACAGAGCACAUGGCAUGAGACAAAAACAAUAACAAAAGAGUCCAAGUGAUGUGACAAAUGUGCACUUUAAAAAAAAAAAAAAUCCCAAUGACCUUUAUGUGUAGCAAUUUAUUACAACCCUGAAAGUAAGUUAAAGAGCCCUGUUUAACCCACAUAAUUAUUAUGAGGAGUUUCCUCACAAGAACUGUGGAAAGCAAACAACUUGGGAGGAAAUGAGCGCCACGCAUUUCACCAGUACCAUAAUGAUUCGCUGGAUUGUGUUGGCGUUGACCCUUAAUAUAAUAUCUGGCAGAGAUGAUUUCACGACAAACGUCGGCGCAAAUUGCAGAGAUGACAUAACUUUGCAUUGUAAUUUCGAUAAAAACUGUCGGAAUUACACGUCUGUUACGUGGUACAAGAUAUACAACAACCGCAGUGACAAAUCCACCACAAUGAAAAUCAAGAAAAAGUCAGAAAAUGACAUCAAGACUAACAAGCACCCUGAUUCUGGGUCACCGGAUAAAAACUUUUCUUUGUUCUUAAGGGAAGUGUCUCCUGCCGAUUCUGGGACUUACAAGUGUUUAAUAAGAGCCAGAGCUGGAGGAAUGUACUGCGUGAAUUGGGUUAGACUUAAUAUCACAGAUUGUGUUUCAACAGCUUCACCCAUCGUCUUUGAUUUCUCCACCAAGAUUAUUAAUGAAUCAUGGGCAAACGUUAGCAUCCCAUGGCCUCAUCUAAAUGAGGAUUCAGCUUUUUUUAUCCUUUGGGGUUGUGUAGGACUGGCUGUGAGUAAACUUGUCCUCAGUGCCGUUUGCAUAUGGGUAAGUAUUUUAAAUGUAGCUAAUUUGUCUUCUGAGCAUUUUAUUUGAACUAUUACAAGUGUAAGUAAAGAUGACGCUGAACACAACAAGGAAGUAACAAAUAAGUUUGAAUGCCAAAGCUCUUAAAGAGAAAACUGAGGAAUAAUUGCAAAAAUGGAUAUUGGAAGACGUAUCCUAUAGCUGCUAUUGUGAAAACCGAUUUCUAAGCAAUAAAGGUAAUGAUAUGUUUCUGUUCUCAGGUUUUCAGGGAGCUGAGUAAAUUUAAAAGACAACAGAUCUAAGACCAGCACCUGCCAUAUGGUUCAGUAAUUUAUAAACUUUACUGUGAAUAAUACACUUAAUGCAAGAUGAUGUAACCGUACUGAUACUCUGAGAAAACUGAUCUUUAUAUUGGUCAUAUUUUUUUUCUACAGUAAAUAUUCUUAUCAGGGUUAUUUUAGAAUGAUUUAAAGUAUUAUAUACUAUUAUAGCAUUUUUAACUGAAUAGCUUUUAUAUUUAUGUUUACAUCUUUUUU
Molecule: messenger RNA, 1347 nt
Organism: Puntigrus tetrazona (Sumatra barb)
Lineage: Eukaryota; Metazoa; Chordata; Actinopteri; Cypriniformes; Cyprinidae
Exons: 4
Coding region: 245-880 (211 amino acids)
Source: RefSeq, a predicted model, not a curated record